AUGGCCCCACCUACAACAUCCAAAAAGCAUGCUCCAGACAACCAUGGACUUUACGAUACGGACAAGAUCACCCUCAAUGUUCCAGCUACAGGCGAUGGAGGUCGUCCCCCAGCGAUCAAGCACAUGUCUGCCCCAGCAUAUCAGAGCCCACUGCGGCACCACCGCCGAACCAACUCUAGGAACAGACAAGUCAAAACCACGCUCAACGCUACGACCGAGUACAGCAACAGCGAGGACGACGGCACUUCCUACCACCGCAUCAACCAAUACACAAUCAAGCAGGAGAUAGGGCGCGGGUCGUUCGGCGCAGUACACCUGGCCGUGGACCAGUACAACCAAGAAUAUGCUGUCAAGGAGUUCUCGAAGUCGCGAUUACGUAAACGCGCGCAAUCGAAUUUGCUCAGGAGACCGGACGCCAGAAAGCGAGCGGGCCAUCUCGCGGCAGGGAUUGGCUUCAACUCCCCGCUAAUGAGCUCUGGCUCGGAUUCGAACAACUCGCUGGGUUUGAUCAAGGAAGAAAUCGCUAUUAUGAAGAAGCUCAACCACCCGAACCUCGUCUCACUGAUCGAAGUGCUUGAUGAUCCCGACGAGGACUCGCUUUAUAUGGUUCUGGAGAUGUGCAAGAAGGGCGUGGUCAUGAAAGUGGAGAUCGAUGACCCAGCUGAUCCGUAUGACGAAGAGCAGUGUAGAUGCUGGUUCCGAGACAUGAUUCUUGGAAUCGAGUACCUACAUGCUCAAGGCAUCAUCCAUCGAGACAUCAAACCCGACAAUUGCCUCAUAACUGAAGACGACGUGCUGAAGAUUGUUGAUUUCGGUGUAUCAGAGAUGUUUGAAAAGGAGUCAGAUAUGAACACAGCCAAGUCUGCCGGAUCACCGGCCUUCAUGCCACCCGAGCUAUGCGUCGCGAAGCAUGGUCACAUUAGCGGGAAAGCGGCAGACAUCUGGUCCAUGGGCAUCACCCUCUAUUGUCUGCGCUUUGGCAAGAUACCGUUCCAGAAGGCGGGAAUGCUGGAACUGUACGAUUCGAUACGAGAAGACAGGCUUGACAUUCCUCCGGACUGCUCAGAUGAUCUUCGGGAUCUGCUUAGUCGAGUGUUGGAGAAAGACGCGCAAAAACGUAUUCGCAUGAAUGAGCUCCGCGAGCAUCCCUGGGUUACCAAGAGAGGAACGGACCCGCUGUUAUCCAAAGAGGAGAACAUAUCCGUUCUCGUCGACCCUCCGACAGAAGAGGAACUGAAUGCAGCUAUCACUGGCAAUAUGGGACACCUAAUGGCUGUUAUGAAAGCGGUGAAGCGCUUCAAGCAGCUCCUGUUCAAGAAGCGUCCAGACCUCAUGCAAGGCAUCCUUGGUUCGGCGUCUCGCAUAGUGCAGCCACCUCUUUCCAUGCGGUCGUACAACGUGCAUCGCAGGUCACGGAGCUUCGACACGGAUGAUCGGCGGGCUGUCGAGAGCGCCCUAGUCCGAGAAGGCGUCCACCGCGAGAUACCGAUUUCACACAAUCUUAUCCGUCAACCAGAAGAGGUGAACAAGAAAGCGAUCUUCUCUGAAGACAACGCACCACGAGACUGGAAACCGAAGAGCAAGCAGAACGAAGCCUCCUCGAAACCAGAACCUAAAUCCCCGAAGGUCGAACCCGUCCCGGCCGCAGAGCGACACCACCGCAAAGAAACGAGAAAAGGCCAAGCCCACGACCCGCUGGAAGACACUCUGUUCCUCGACAUUCAUGUCCCGGAGUCCGCAUCAGACGACACUACAGCGGAUCCCGAGCGCCCGCACAUCGUCUUGGAGUCUCCCGCCGCAGCAGAUGUCAAUGUCUACGAGCAAGCCUACAAAGAAGAAAUCAACAAGAUAUUGAAAGCAAAGGGCGAGAGAGCGACGUUGUAUCUGACCCGCCGCGUCGAAGGAAGCAAAGACAUUAGCGAGAACGAACAUCUGAUCGGUGGUGCGGAAGACGAUGCCGAUCCACCCAAGUCCGGGCUGGCCAAGUUGUUGCAGAAAGCUAAGGCGAACGUGGAGGCUCGAAAUCAGGCGGCAGAGACGACAGAUAAUACGGAAGAGUCGCGUGACGAUGCCGGGGCGAAGCAAGAGGGUGAGGGUGGAGUGUGA
This is a messenger RNA of Coniosporium apollinis CBS 100218, 2106 nucleotides long. Its product is annotated as CAMKK/CAMKK-META protein kinase. Gene Ontology annotation, molecular function: ATP binding; protein serine/threonine kinase activity. Gene Ontology annotation, cellular component: cytoplasm. Gene Ontology annotation, biological process: intracellular signal transduction; protein phosphorylation. The transcript is spliced from 7 exons. The record is from RefSeq and is a predicted model, not a curated record. The coding region runs from base 1 to 2106 and encodes 701 amino acids. NCBI's taxonomy places the organism in Eukaryota, Fungi, Ascomycota, Dothideomycetes.